AUGAGAUUCUGGUUGCUAGCAACAUGUGUGCUGACGGUGGUGGUCUCCUCAUUCUCUCAACAACAACCUUAUAACCGAUAUGAUAAUUUCAAUGCGGAUUCAAUUAUUCAAAACGAAAGGAUCCUAUUGGCAUACUACAAGUGUGUGAUGGAGAAGGGACCGUGUACUAAGGACGGAAAGAAUUUUAAACGAGUUCUACCUGAGACAAUCCAAACAGCCUGCGGGAGGUGUUCCCAAAAACAGAAGGCGGUUGUCAGGAAAAUGCUACUCGGUAUACAGUCGAAGAGUGAAAUUCGAUUCACUGAGUUAUUAGACAAGUACGACCCAACCGCGAUAAACAGAGAGGCUCUCUACAACUUCUUAGUUACUGGGAAUUAG
Messenger RNA from Pieris macdunnoughi, 378 nucleotides. The record is from the annotation of a GenBank genome assembly. Lineage: Eukaryota; Metazoa; Arthropoda; Insecta; Lepidoptera; Pieridae.